AUGGCGCCUGUUGUCGCCAAAUCGCUCAGUAGACUGUCGCGAGAAGCUGUCAUUGACCUUGCAUUGUCAUGGCUGGAGGACCGUCGCACCUCAAAACCCUAUCUCUUGAACAACCGCAGGCUAUUUGAAGUGGAGGAAGAAGAUUACCUUCAUGUUCCAGCUGAAAAUAUCGAAGCAUUACGCCUGAUAUACCGCCAGUUCCAGAAAGACGGCUCCCAGAUCAGAAAGCAGGAUGUCAUUGACCGCAUUGUUGACGGCGACUGGCGCAGAGGACUGUCGCUUCAUCAACACGCCAGCAUUGAUUUUGCUUAUUUGGAGCAGAACGAUGCCGCGUUAAGAUGGAGUGCCCUUCGGCUCGUGCCGCUUGCAAGAGAAGAACACACACUGCAGGGAGAAGACGAAUCGUAUCCCUCUAAAAAGAGGCGGAAACUGAGCCAUGAUGGAGGCAAUCCGGGAUAUCCUCAGGUCUCGCCCCAGACCUUCCUGGCUGCUCUAAAGGCGGAGAUCUCACCCCUGGUCAAAGCACAUUACCACCUCCACCGAAUGGCGGCGCCAUAUGAUCUCACCAUUAUUCGACUCUACAUCACACCCGAUACCGCCUUCCGGCCUCGCAGUUCUAGCGUUCCCAGGCGCGCCAGAGAGGCGACAGACUCGGGGAGAGUUAUGUAUGUGGCACUGCCGGAUAAUUGCCCAUACGUAUAUGUCUCAUUGUCCGGCUCUACUGGCUCUGCUGGACGUGGAAGGGGUGCCAGAGACUCGAAAGGCAGAGUGAUGGCCAAGGUCGACAUGGCCACAAUGAAAAAGAUCGUCCUCGAAGCCAUCCCGAAAGCUCUGUCUCGACCGCAGGAGAGGUGGGCUCUCGAGUCAACGAAACUCACAGCAAAGUCUCUCCAAAGUGUUUGCGAGCUGAGGGGGAACCAAAAGCCAGGCACAGGAGGUGGAGCAUACAGUGUCUUCACAAUCAAGACUCGAGCUUCUCAGAGCAGCCCCGUGGAUGUACAGGUGCAGGAAGAACCAACCGAGAGCGACCUGCGUAGCCCCGUUGGCCAGCGAUUCGGCCAUAUGACCGGCGAACACUACGCGGCUCUGGACCGUGUCCAUGUCACGAUCAAGAAUUUGAUACAGCGGGACGCGGAUACCUGCCCAGACCCGCUUGGAAAAGACACAGGCGAUGCUGGGCUCACUUUUGCUGGCUCGGAUGUUUUUUUGGGGCUGCGUAAGCUGGCGGAGAUGGGGACGGCCUACGUGGACUUGGAUAGGAUGCCUGCUUGGAUGACUGGCGAGAUGGGAGUCAGCAGCCUCACAGGGUAG
Molecule: messenger RNA, 1311 nt
Organism: Capronia epimyces CBS 606.96
Lineage: Eukaryota; Fungi; Ascomycota; Eurotiomycetes; Chaetothyriales; Herpotrichiellaceae
Exons: 1
Coding region: 1-1311 (436 amino acids)
Biological process (GO): CENP-A containing chromatin assembly; chromosome segregation
Source: RefSeq, a predicted model, not a curated record